GUGAAAGACUAUAAUGUGCUGUUCAGGAAUAGGGAUAGGAAGCUUCUAUCCUUCCGUUCAAAGACCAAAGGCAGGUGUAUUCUGGCCCUGUUUUAUCAUAGUGUGUUAUAUUGUGUUCUCGAUCGCUUACGUAACAGACAACAGGUGUGAAUAUUUGAAUCAUAUGGCAACGUUUACAACUUUGGAGACUGUAGCAUAUGUUCUUCAAAUGAAGUAAAUAGAAAGCAUACUUUGAACCCUUCCCUUUAUGUCCGGAACAACAGUGAGGUGUAAAAGAGAGCUGGUGAAUAGUCAGAAAUGGCCUCCAUUGACGUCAGUUAUAUAUCUGGUGACCCACACCGUCUCUCAGAAGUGAGCAUUGUGCUGCUGGGAUGCAGGGAUUCUGGGAAAAGUUCUGCAGGAAACACCAUCCUGGGCCAAGACGUGUUUGAUUUACAGGAAAAUGUCCGCUGUGUGAAAAGACACGGAGAAGUAGCAGGCAGGAAGAUCACUGUAGUUGAAGCUCCAGGAUGGUGCUAUGAUAACCCUGUGGAGGAGAGCACCGAGCAUCUGAAAGAGGAGAUCAUCCUCAGUGUGUCUCAGUGUCCACCAGGUCCACAUGCUGUACUGGUGGUAAUAAAUGUUGAGAAGAAUUUCACAGAAAAAGACAGAGAAAUAUUAGCAGGAUAUCUCAGUCUUCUCGGUGACAACAUCUGGAGACACAAAAUAGUUCUGUUCACCUUUGGAGACUCUCUGGGUGACACAACCAUAGAGAGACACAUUGAGAGUAAAGGACAGGCUCUGCAGUGGCUGGUAGAGAAAUGUGGGAACAGAUAUCAUGUUUUUAACAACAACAUGGAUGAUGACUCCCAGGUUGCGGCACUGCUGGAGAAGAUUGAGAAGACCAUGGCGGGAAAUGAAGGAUGCCGUUUGAUAACGGACGUGAAGACAUUAUGCAGGAGUAAAGAGGAUGAAGAGAGAAGGACUAGAGGCACCAAUUAUUCACAAUAUUUCAUAAAUGUGCUCAUAUAUAUUCUCAAAUUCCUCUCGUUCAGUUCUCAGCAGGUGUCAGUGCCUGUGUGGAGUAUCACACGUUCGCAGUUUCCUCCCACCUCCCAAAAACAUGCAGUGGUUUUGAACAGUGGGACUGAAAAAAACACACAAUCCACAUCAACACUGCACCCAGAUGCGACCCGGAACGAGACAAGGACCUUAGAAAACACUGAAUUAUUUACUCCUGAGUUGGAUGAAGACUAUCAUAAAGAUAAGAACAGAAAUGAAUACAGGUUUCUCUGCCCUCGUGCUGGUCAGUUUGAGUGCAAACUGACCAGCCUUGUGUUUGAGAUGGAAGGGAAGGGUGUAGUGAUGUACAGAGUAGUGCCCUGGGACAACCACGUCUUGGCUGGAUUACACCACAUGGAUCCUGCAGGACCUCUGUACAGUAUAGACUGCCUUGAAGGUUCAAUCAGUUACCUGCACCUUCCACACUGUGAGGUCCAUUGGGAUGUUACAGAUACAGAUGUGGUUCAACUGACCGUGGCAUGUGUGACGGGGGAAAAUGUAGAAAACCUUCAGCCGCUGAAAGUAACGAACACACGUGUGAUCAUAGAUGUUCAGAGACAACAUCUCUCCUGCGUUGGCGUCGUCAAAGAGCUGCUAUUCCAGUCAUAUCCCAUCAGAGCUCAAGUCUUACUAUUCUGUAAAAAAACUGAAGAACACAGGAUGAGUAAACUGUACGUUCAUCUGUUGCCGGGUAACGUGCCAGUGAAAGAGGUGCAGAAACAACAUAACCCCAACACAUACAUUAAUACAACCUCUGAAUGUCAGCUGACUCCUGGUUACAUCUACAGCCCAUGCUGUAAAACUACUGACCAUGACUUUGUGUCCAAACCAAAGGAUGAAACGUUUAACUGCGAUUACAGCACCGAAUUUCCUCCUACGUUCGAGGUGCUGUUUAAUCCUGAGGUCGAUAAAUUCACUUUAAGUCUUUUGGAUGAAAAUGGCCAGGAGGUUUGGAAGCCUUGUACGUUCUUGCUUACAGGUGCUGAUCUAGAUGUGGAUGAACACAGACACAUUCUGGCUCAGAUUCCUUCUUCGUUAUAUCACAUUGGAGACUGUAUUGAAGGGCAUCCCAAUGAAGCCAGCUUCAACCCUGAGCUCAAGAUUCAGGAUUUCACACAUUCUACCGACGUCUAUAAGGGUUUCGUCCAGAUGCCUCUCAUUUACCAAAAACAGCCCAAAGGAGACAUGGCAUUUUUCAUUCCAGAAAUGCUUGAAAGUUGUCCUAUGGACAGGAAUAGCUGUGAAUACAGGUUUGUCUGCCCUCAUGCUGGACAGUUUAAGUGUGAACUGACCAACCUUGUGUUUGAGAUGGAAGGAAAAGGUGUAGUGAUGUACAGAAUCGGGUCCUGGGAAGGCCGGCUGUUGGACAGAUUACCACAGAAUGAGCCUGCAGGACCUGUGUAUAGUAUCGACUGCCAUGAAGGUUCAAUCAGUUACCUGCACCUUCCACACUGUGAGACUUGUACAGAUGAGGUUAAACUGACCGUAGCACACGUGACCGAUGGAAACGUGAAGAUACUUCAGCCUCUAAAAGUAACAGACACACACGUGAUCAUACAAAUCCAUGGUCUUUCCCUGUUCGGUCUUAUAAAAGCACUGCUAUUCCGAGCGUAUCCCAUCAGAGCCCAAGUUCUACUGUUCUGUAAAAAAGUGACUGGAAAUCACAGGAUGAAUAAACUGCACAUCCAUCUGUUACCGGGGAACGUUCCGGUUAAAGAGGUGCAGAAACAACAUGAGUGCAGCGUGUACAUUGAGACGACCUCCAUGUGUAAGCUGAGCCCCGGUAAGACCUAUGAGCCGUGCUGUAAGUCUAAUAACUGUGACUACAAACACCAACCAGAGGAUGAGACGUUUGAGUGUGACUAUGGACCCAACUACCACCCUACAUUUGAGGUGCUCUUUAAUACUGAGGUUAAUCAAGUCAUAUUAAGUCUUCUGGAUGAAAAACGCCAGGAGGUGUGGACGCCUCGUACAGUCUUAAUUACAGGUACAGAGUCAGAGGCAACCAACAUGGAUCUAAUAGGUGCUGCCUUCGUGGAUCAACACCGAGAUGCUUUGAUUCAGAGAGUUCCUUCAGUAAUGGAGAUUGCAGACUGUCUAAUAGCCAGGAAAAUUAUAACUAACGAAAUGUUCAGUAAUAUCCAUGCAAAGGAAACACCGCAAGCCAAAAUGAGAGAAGUGUACAAAUAUCUCGACUCAGCAGGACAUUCUGCGAAAGCUCAAUUCUGUCAAAUUCUCAGAGAGAAACAUCACGAUUUAGUGACGGAGCUGCAGUCGACUCAGCGGUUUAAGAUACAGAGACGUGACCUGCAUCGUCUCUUAGAAGUGAGGAUUGUGCUGCUGGGCUGUAGAGAUGCAGGGAAAAGUUCAGCGGGAAACACCAUCCUGGGCGAGGAAAAAUUUGAGUUCAACCAAACUUCACAGUGUGUGAAGAGACAAUUAAAUGCAGCUGAGAGAAAGAUCACUCUGGUAGAAGCUCCAGGAUGGCAGAGAGAUAAAGCUGUAGAACAGCUGCUCAAACAGGAGAUUCAGAGCAGUGUGUCCAUGUGUCCUCCAGGUCCACACGCUGUACUGCUGGUUAUACGUUUGGACUUUAAAUUUACAGAAGAAGAGAGAAAAGCGUUAGUCAGAUAUGUAGAUCUUCUCGGCCCGACUGUCUGGAGACACACCAUAGUUCUGUUCACCUUUGGAGACACUCUGGGAGACACAACCAUAGAGAGACACAUUGAGAGUGAAGGACAGGAUCUGCAGUGGCUGGUAGAGAAAUGUGGGAACAGAUAUCAUGUUUUUAAUAAUGAAAAGAGAGACGAUGUCUCUCAGGUCUCAGAGCUGCUGGAGAAGAUUGAGGAGAUGCUGGCAGGAAACAGUGGCUGCCAUUUGGAAAUAGACAGAAAGAUAUUACAAAAUGUGGAAGAGCAGAAAAAAGCAGAGGAAGAGAGGUCAACAGAGAGGUUGAUGAAGGUGUCAAGGAAGAGGGAAUACAUUAGAAAACACAUAUUAAUGCACCGUCUGUCAGAAGUGAGGAUUGUGCUGCUGGGCUACAGCAAUGCUGGGAAAAGUUCAUCAGGAAACACCAUCCUGGGCGAGGAAAAAUUUGAGUUCAACCAAACUUCACAGUGUUUGAAGAGACAAGGUCAUGUAACUGGGAGAAAGAUCACUGUGGUUGAAGCUCCAGGAUGGCAGAGAGAUAAAGCUGUAGAACAGCUGCUCAAACAGGAGAUUCAGACCAGUGUGUCCAUGUGUCCUCCAGGUCCACACGCUGUACUGCUGGUUAUACGUUUGGACUUUAAAUUUACAAAAAAAGAGAGAAAAGCGUUAGUCAGAUACGUAGAUCUUCUCGGCCCGACAGUCUGGAGACACACCAUAGUUCUGUUCACCUUUGGAGACUCUCUGGGAGACACAACCAUAGAGAGACACAUUGAGAGUGAAGGACAGGCUCUGCAGUGGCUGGUAGAGAAAUGUGGGAACAGAUAUCAUGUUUUUAAUAAUAAAAAGAGAGACGAUUUCUCUCAGGUCUCUGAGCUGCUGGAGAAGAUUGAGGAGAUGGUGGCAGAAAAAGGCUGUCUUCUGGACAGAGGGACAUUUCAAUACCUUAAAUCUGGGAGGAAGAGAACAGAGAAAGAACAGAGAGCAGGAGGAGGACCUUUUAUAGCUUUAGCAUGUGAUGAUCUUGCUUGGCGUGAGAUUGUUCUCCAUGGGUCAACCCAAGUCCUUUAUCCUACGCACUCAGACAGGUUUUCGAAGUCCCGUAUGUCCAGAUUCUAUCAUCCAUUUUCACCAAAACAGGACCCAGACUCCUCUAUAGGGACUCAUGACAAAACAUUCAGGACUCUCCACCUUCAACCUGGACAGUUUAAGUGUAAAUUCUCUGACCUUGUGUUUGAGAUGGAGCUGGUAGGCAGACUGAUGUAUAAAGUAGUGUCCUGGGACAGCCAUGUCUUGGAUGGAUUACACAACAUGGAGCCAGCAGGACCUCUGUACAAUAUCGAGUGCUAUGGAAGUUCAAUCCAUCGCCUUCACCUUCCACACUGUGAAACCCGUACAGAUGAGGUUAAAUUGAUUGCAGCUCAUGUGACUGGUGGAAAUGUGGAGAUCAUUCAGCCAGUAGAAGUAACAGACACACAUGUGAUUAUAGAAGUUCAACACCUCUCAUGUUUUGGUCUCUUAAAGCCAUUGUUACACAGAGUGUAUCCCAUCAGAGCCCAAGUUCUGUUGUUCUAUGAGCAAAGUCUGAGUAAACUUCACAUCCAUCUGUUGAAGCGGAAUGUUCCGGUCGAAGAGGUGCAGAAAAAACAUCAGAGAUUCACAUACAUUACAACAAGCUCCAAAUGUAUACUGAGCCCUCGUAAAACAUACAGGACCUGCUGUAAAACUGAUGACUGUGAUUAUGUUUCUCAACCAGAGCAGGAGAAGUUUGAUCGUGACUAUGACCCAAACUACCACCCUACAUUUGAGGUGUUCCUCAAUACUGAUGUUAAAAAAGUCACAUUAAGUAUUUUGGAUGAAAAAGACCAGGUGGUGUGGAAGCCUCGGACUGUUGUUCUUACAGGUAGAUGUAGAGUCUCAAACAGUAACGAUUCACCCGGUGCUGAUUUUGUGGAUAAACACAAACCUGAUCUCAUUCAGAGAGUUCCUUCAGUAAUGGAGAUAGUAGACUGUCUAAUAUCCAAGAACAUUAUUACUCAUGAAAUGUACAAUAAGAUCAAUAUAGAGGCAACAUCCCAAGACAAAAUGAGAGAAGUGUACAAAUAUCUCAACUCAGCAGGACGAGCUGCGAAAGCUCAAUUCUAUCAAAUUCUUCUAGAGAAACAUCACGAUUUAGUGACGGAUCUGGAGUCGGGAUCGGGUCUGGAUUAGUGGAGGUUUAACAGAGUGAAUCACAUGCACACAGGGGUGUAGACCUGAUUCUUGGGCCCCAUGUAAAGACAUUUUCUGGGGGCCAUUUUCCCAUCAUCUCAUGAUCAAUGCCAUUUGUAACUUUAACUUUAAUAACUUUAAAUACACAUUUCACUCACAGAUACAGUAACUGCUGAUA
Tachysurus vachellii is the source of this 6076-nucleotide messenger RNA. RefSeq lists its product as uncharacterized. Bases 298 to 5898 code for a protein of 1866 amino acids. The transcript is spliced from 31 exons. Gene Ontology annotation, biological process: innate immune response; inflammatory response; regulation of apoptotic process. Gene Ontology annotation, molecular function: GTP binding. NCBI's taxonomy places the organism in Eukaryota, Metazoa, Chordata, Actinopteri, Siluriformes, Bagridae. The record is from RefSeq and is a predicted model, not a curated record.